AUGGACGAUGGUGCUGUGCUUAAGAAAAAAGGUUAUGUUCUGGGGAAUACCCUGGGUGAGAGUUCCUUUGCCAAAGUGAAAUCUGCUUACUCGGAGCGUCUGAAAUUUAAUGUGGCUGUGAAAAUCACAGAUAGGCGGAAAGUUCCAAAUGAGUUCCUGGAGAAAUUUCUACCUCGGGAGUUGGAGAUCUUGUCAACCGUGAAUCACUGCUCCAUCAUCAAAAUCUACGAGAUCUUUGAGACUGCUGGAAAAGUCUACAUUGUGAUGGAGCUUGGUGUUCAGGGGGAUUUAUUAGAGUUUAUUAAGAGCAACCGGGGGCUGCCCGAAGAAGUGGCCUGCCGGAUGUUUCGUCAGCUGUGUUGUGCCGUCAAAUACUGCCAUGACUUAGAUGUGGUGCACCGCGACCUGAAAUGUGAUAAUGUCCUUCUUGACAAAGACAUGAAUGUCAAACUGUCAGACUUUGGCUUUUCCAAACGGUGUUUUCGAGAUGGGAAUGGCAAAAUCGUGCCCAGCGAGACAUUUUGUGGCUCUGCAGCGUAUGCUGCUCCAGAAGUGAUCCAGGGCAUUCCUUAUCAUCCCAAAGUUUAUGACAUGUGGAGCUUAGGCGUGAUCCUGUAUGUCAUGGUUUCUGGAUUCAUGCCUUAUGAUGAUUCCAACGUCAAACGGAUGCUCCGCUUGCAGAAGGAACAUCGGAUCCUCUUCCCCGAGUUUCUGAGUCUUGAAUGCAAAGACCUUAUUUUCCGCAUGCUUCAGCCUGAUGUUUCUCACCGACUACGGAUUGAAGAGGUUCUAAACCACCCUUGGGUGCAAGGAAAGCACCUGAACUCAGGGUUGCCUCAAGAGACUAUGGAUGAUGCAGAAGUGCUUAAAAAGAGAGGCUAUAUCAUGGGUAUCAAUCUUGGAGAAGGCUCGUAUGCGAAAGUGAAAUCUGCCUAUUCAGAACGGCUGAAGUGUAAUGUUGCAGUAAAGAUCAUAGAUAAGAAAAAAGCUCCCCGAGACUUCCUGGAGAGGUUUCUCCCUCGAGAGAUUGAGAUGCUGGCAAGAGUGAAGCAUCAUGCUAUCGUCAAGACCUAUGAAAUCUUUGAGACCUCUGAAGGGAAAGUGUAUAUUGUAACUGAACUCGGAGUCCAGGGAGACUUGCUGGAGUUUAUUAAGAGGAAAGGAGCCAUUCCUGAAGAAAUCGCCCGCAAAAUGUUCCACCAAUUAGCCAGUGCCAUUAAAUAUUGCCACGAGUUGGACAUUGUCCACCGGGACUUGAAAUGUGAGAACCUCCUUCUGGACAAAGAAUACAACAUCAAAUUGACAGAUUUUGGGUUUUCCAAACGCCUGUCUCGUGAUGAUGAUGGACGGGUAAUUCUCAGCAAAACCUUCUGUGGGUCUGCGGCCUAUGCAGCUCCUGAAGUGCUACAGGGCAUACCCUACCAGCCCAAGGUCUAUGACAUCUGGAGUAUGGGUGUCGUGCUGUUUAUCAUGGUCUGUGGCUCCAUGCCUUACGAUGACUCAAACAUUAAAAAAAUGCUCAAGCUGCAGAAGGAACAUAGGGUGCACUUUCCCCGGUCCAAAGUGCUAUCGGUGGACUGCAAGGACCUCAUCUACCAUAUGCUUCAGCCUGACGUGUCCCGUCGGCUAUGCAUCGAUGAGGUUCUCAUGCAUGCUUGGAUGCAGGAACCAAAAUCCAUUUCAGAGUCCAUGCUGACAAAAUCAGAACCUGGGUCCAAGCAACAGAGAUUAAUUCACCAAUACUUCUCCCAGCUUUAUGACAUCACAUGGAAACAGCACCCUUUAAACAAUGCUCAAAGUUCUAUAUCAACCAGCCUCCAGGAGCUUCCAUGGCAAGAACUGGACCAUCUCCUGAUGACCACACACCAUGGAACACACACUAAGUGGCUGAAUGCAUAUGUCAACCAUGUGACCGAACUUCUCGUAACAACGGCCUACAGCAUCAUGGAUGAUGCUGCCAUCCUUAAAAAAAGAGGCUACAUCAUGGGAGGGAAUUUAGGAGAGGGAUCUUAUGCAAAGGUGAAAUCUGCUUUCUCAGAACGGCUGAAAUUUGAUGUAGCUGUAAAAAUCAUUGACCGGAAGAAAGCACCUCCUGAUUUUUUGGAGAGGUUUCUUCCAAGAGAAAUAGACAUCUUAGCCAAAGUGAACCACCGCUCUAUCAUAAAAACGUAUGAGAUCUUUGAAACUUCAGAUGGCAAAGUGUACAUUGUGAUGGAGCUUGGCGUCCAAGGGGACUUACUAGAAUUCAUCAAGUCUAAAGGGGCAAUGCCCGAAGACAUCGCUCGUAAGAUGUUCCGUCAACUGUGUGCCGCUAUUAAGUACUGCCACGAUGCUGACAUAGUGCAUCGUGAUUUGAAAUGUGAAAACCUUCUCCUAGACAAAGAUUACCACAUCAAGCUUUCAGACUUUGGCUUUGCUAAACGCCUGGUUCGUGAUGACGAUGGCAAAAUUAUUUAUAGCAAAACCUUCUGUGGUUCUGCUGCUUAUGCAGCUCCUGAAGUAUUGCAAGGCAUCCCUUAUGAGCCCAAGAUUUAUGACAUGUGGAGUCUGGGUGUCAUCCUAUACAUCAUGGUCUGUGGUUCUAUGCCUUAUGAUGAUUCAAACAUCCGGAAAAUGCUACGGUUGCAGAAAGAACAUAGGGUGCAUUUCCCCAAGUCCAAAAAUCUGACCGUUGAAUGUAAAGAUCUUAUUUAUCGCAUGCUUCAACCCGACGUGUCCCGACGGUUGCGUAUCGAAGAGGUUUUAAGUCACAUAUGGAUGCAGUCCAGCAAAGUUAGAGCUUUAUCAACAACUUCUGUUGGGAAAAAUGGAGAAAGCUCACGGACUACGGGUGAGCAAAAGGCAGAGCAGAGAUCAGAAGGGGAGCAGAACAAAACUGAGUCUAAACAAGCCACCGCCGCCACUGCCACCGCCGUCGCCCCCCGACUGGAAGUGGUUGAAGAAGUAGAGGAGGUGUCUGAAGGAGAUAAGCAGGACGAAGUGGAGAAAAUCGCAGAGGUGUUUGAAACAAACCUCUAACGUUGUUCCACCAACAGAUGCCCUUGCCCCAAAUCAGCAAGAACAUCAUGUAACAGGUAGCCCAGGUAACCAACUGGAGAAAGUGGUGUGUGGGGUAAAGAUAAGAGCCAAACAGAAGAAGCUAUCAGAAACUAAAGACGAUACUGAAAAAGGGUUACUGUAUGUGAAAGGCCAUUUUAUUAAAUAUUUUUUAAAUGGAUAAACCUUGGGCUGUAACUGGCAACUACUGAUGAAUCUUACCCAUACAUGCAGAAGGCAAGAAGAUGUAGUUAAACCACCCAAAAACCCAGCCUAGAAGCCUCUGAAAAAAGCCUCUGCAAACAGAAGCUGAGCAACAACUGGAGAGCUGGUCUCCCACUCUAGCGUCAUUUAUUUACUUACAAAGAUUCAUGUGCAGCUCCAGGCCAAGGAAAUGGGUGACAAACCCAUCCUAAUUCUCAAAGGAUGGAGGGUCAGGCCUUACUUAAGAUAAGGAAAAAGCAGGUGGUAGCUAAAAGACUGUUAACUCCACAAAAGCCAUUCCAACUUGGCUUAGUUGUCCUACUAGAAAUAUCCCACAACAAUGCAAAAACACUAGCUAUCGAUAGACAGCCGCAUCGUUUGGUGUCAUUAUCCUGACUAUCAUCAUAGAAACUUUAACCAGAAAAGGACGUCAAUGGUCCUGUUCCCUUGAUGUCCCCAGUACUGAGCUGAUUCAGGUAUUUUGAUGGGGGAAGUUUAGCACUAUGUCACAGCUACCUCAUCUAACUAAAAAAUGCUCUUUUCCCAAAGAAUGCUACACAGCAUCCACUAGGUUCCUAUGACCAGCUAGAUCAUAGAUGUUGGUGGAUCCAUAUUUCAAUCUAGAUGGGCAUGGGGCUUUCUUCCACCAAUUUUCUUUACUGUUGUUUUUUUUUAGCUAUUCCUUCGGUGAAAUGACUCAUGAUCUCACAGAUGUUAGGCUGAAAUGGUCCUUAGCCCAGCCAACAUGCUAUUUGCAAUUUGUAGUUCAGCGGGUUUCAUCAGUUGGCAAAAUAAAUACUGUUCUAACAGACCACCAAUAGUUAUCAUCUGACAAGCAGACUAUAACAACAGAAGCUGGGUACAGCAGGAUUACAUAUUGCGGUUCAAGUGCCUCCUUCCUAUCUUACUCUCCAUGAAUCUUAGAAUACAAAACACCAGAUGGUUCCCAUUUAACGUGACAGUAGAAGACAUGGGAGGCUAAUCCUUCUCCUGCUUUUUUUUUUUUAAUUUUACAAAAAUCAAGGCUUAGUUUGCCCAACAAUAGAUAAUGGUGAUUUGUAUAUUGCUACCCUGAGUUAAUAGCACUUUCUUUAAAAGCAUCACAGGGUCUCACUACUCCAGCAAAACUGUUGGGGUGCAAAACUGCUGUUCACUUUAAAUCAUGCCUAUUACCAUAAUUGUAAAGAGAACUUACGGCUUUGAGGGAGGUUAGGGAGUUGCCCCCUUAAGCUUCUCAGGUUGACCUAACAUGCUGAAAACUCCCCCUUCUCUUUUUCAGCACCCCUUUGGCCAGAAUCCUAGCUUUCACCACUCAAGUUCAAAAAAUAAAACUAUUCGUUUACAUGUAUAAUGACUUAACACAUUUUAUCCCACCCUUCCCAUUCUGUUGUAGCUUUUCCGCCUCUCUGGGGAGUAUCAUCUUCCAGCUGAAAUCAGCCAGGGUUUCUAUGCUCCUUUAUUAUUAAUAUACAGUCACAGAUCAAAAAACCAGAGUUAAAAUACAACGCAUCCAAUAUGAAAGCCCCAUUCAUAAAAGAAACAUUUGCAAGCAUAAUUGGAUUUGGUCUGAAUCUUGUGACUUCUAACAGCAAUUGCUUAUAGCACAGAAUUCAGCCGCUUUUCUGGAAACGUGAGAAUGCUGAUCAUUCAGCAAGAAAUGCAGAGUUGUCUUCUGAGUCUAACCCAAAGAGUUGAUGAAUUAGAGGAAAGCUUAGCUUCUAGCUCUAAGAGCAACGUGUGGGACAAUUCAAAAGUACCUAAGCAGCUGAUUCAAUUUCAGUAUCUGAACCUAAGAAGAGCCGUGGUGGAGCAACCCACCAACCCCAAGAACGUGCUAAAAAAGUAUUUGGGAGUGACAAGGGGCCGAUAAUAAACUCCUUGUAGCAGAGAUGUGAGUAUCAGCUCUAUUCCUCUACACAUCAAGAUCUAAGGUUCCCUGCUUUUUCCAGACCCAGUAUAGACAUGGAGAUCGUAUUUCCAUU
Messenger RNA from Python bivittatus (Burmese python), 5222 nucleotides. RefSeq names its product testis-specific serine/threonine-protein kinase 2. Gene Ontology annotation, cellular component: cytoplasm. NCBI's taxonomy places the organism in Eukaryota, Metazoa, Chordata, Lepidosauria, Squamata, Pythonidae. The record is from RefSeq and is a predicted model, not a curated record. Gene Ontology annotation, molecular function: ATP binding; tau-protein kinase activity. Gene Ontology annotation, biological process: microtubule cytoskeleton organization; protein phosphorylation; intracellular signal transduction.